This is a messenger RNA of Moneuplotes crassus, 1043 nucleotides long. NCBI's taxonomy places the organism in Eukaryota, Ciliophora, Spirotrichea, Euplotida, Euplotidae. The record is from the annotation of a GenBank genome assembly.
UGUUCUCCAAAAUGCAACUUAGCGAAGAUGAUGAACCAUAUGUUCAAAAUAAGGAGGCUCUUGAAGGGAAUCCUAGUGAAGACAUGUCUAAUAAAUUUGCGACCAGCAAGUUUGGGCAAAAAUUCAAGAUAGACACGAGCCCUCUUGAUGAAAAUUUCAGGGAUAUAAGCGAAUUUGAGGAUCCCAAAAGCACAGAAUUAAUUAAACCAUCUAAAACAAAGAGCCAAAGUGAAGAUAAUAUAGAGCAAAAACCGGAUAUGGAAGAUUAUCUAAGGAUGAAUAUUAGUCCUGAGAAAGAGUUUAAGUCAAAGAUGGUUGACAGAGACCCCUCUAUUGCUUCAAAUAUCUCCAAUACCUUUGGUUACAACCAAGACGAUUUUAAUCCUUUUGGCCAGAAAAAUAUGAAUCUUUCUAAACCGCAGGAAAUAAAUUUUGAUAAUUUGAAAAUGAACCCGAAUGCCUCUUAUGUUGGCCAUAUGAUGAGUAAAAUCAGUGAUAAUUCAAAACUUUUCAAUAAGCAAGUAAGUCUGACUCUGAACUUCAUAAACUACGAUAUGGUUUCUCCAAUGGAAUCGGACAAUACUAAUAUCUAUGACCUGAAUCAACUAAGCGGGAAUUUGAAUAUUUCAUUAACUAGGAAUAAAAGAAUUGAACUUGAAAUGAUUGAUGACACUCAUGUGCGAGUAAAAACUAGUUCUAAGAGCUCAUCACUAAACUCUGGCGAUAAGAAGGACGCUUCAAUCCCUAUGAAUAUUUCAAGGCUGAAUCAAGAACCUUCAUUUUCAUUGAUCCCAGUUUCUUAUCCUUCAUUCCCGAAUGAGAUGAUGAAUAGUAAUAAAUUCAGCCAAUUUGUGAACAAUCUUAAAUCGGGCGACCAGGGGUGUUCUUCCAGUAAUCUGGAAAGCCCCUUAUUGCCUAAAAAGCUCUCUGAGAACCAGUAGAAGCUUUUCAUAAUUUUAGGACUUCAGACACGCCUAUGAUUCUAAAGGUGUGCAUUUAUUAGACCUUAGGAUGAGGAAGAAAAAAUCAUAAUUUGGAGAGAU